Neocloeon triangulifer is the source of this 1765-nucleotide messenger RNA. RefSeq names its product syntaxin-1A-like. The transcript is spliced from 8 exons. NCBI's taxonomy places the organism in Eukaryota, Metazoa, Arthropoda, Insecta, Ephemeroptera, Baetidae. Gene Ontology annotation, cellular component: SNARE complex; endomembrane system; plasma membrane. Gene Ontology annotation, molecular function: SNARE binding; SNAP receptor activity. The record is from RefSeq and is a predicted model, not a curated record. Gene Ontology annotation, biological process: intracellular protein transport; vesicle fusion; exocytosis. Bases 180 to 1076 code for a protein of 298 amino acids.
UCGAGUGCUAUCACUAUCAGUUUAAUGACUCAGUGACGUCAGGUGCUGAUAAAUAGGCGCGCUCGCGGCCAGAUAAAAAUACGGACGUCCAUUCCUGGUGCGCGCCCUCGCAGUUCCUCUCUCACACACACAGCAGAACUCAAAACCAAAACACAAAGUCGUUUCUUCACAGCAGCAAAAUGAGAGACCGUUUGGCCGAGUUGCAGAAAAACAUGGUUGAGGAGCAGGGCAACGACAACGCAGAGAGCGACGUCCUUAUUCAAAUCUCUAAAGAGCCCGCACCAAGCACAAUGACAGAGUUUUUCGCAGAGGUUAGUUCAAUAAGAGAAAAUUUGGAAUUAAUUGAGAAAGAAGUAAAAAACCUCGUCCUAAUCCACCGUACCAUCAUUGAAGCACCAAGACCCUCUGAAAUGUCUAAAAUGCAGGCGGAUAAUGCUGUGGAAACUGCUAGAGCACUGGCAAUGAAAACCUCAAUAAAAAUAAAAGCAUUGUCUUCCAAAAUGCCUGCACAACAAACGUCCUCCUCUGCAAGAAUAUUGGCCGUCCAUGAGAGCACGCUGGGGAUGCAAUUGAGGCGAGUGAUGGAAUCUCUAUAUCAGGAACAGGAGCGGCAUAAAGAAAAAUCAAGAGAGAUGCUGAAGCGGCAACUGAAAAUAGUGCGGACGUCUUGGGAGUCACGUGGCGAAUCAAUGACAGAAGAUCAACUGGAGCAAAUGAUCGAAAAUGGGCAAUCAGUCUUUACAGGAAAUAUAAUGUUGCAAACUUUGGAGGCUAAGAGAGAAUUGGAGGAUAUUCAAAACAGGCACGAUGAUUUGAUUGCGUUGGAAAAGAGCAUCGCCGAAGUGCACGCCUUAUUUGUUGAGAUUUCACUAUUGGUUCAAAAUCAGGCAAAAACUAUUGACAAUAUAGAGGUCCACGUUAUGAAAGGGCAAGAUUAUGUUGCUGAAGGAAGGAAGCAAGUGCAGGAAGCGGAGAAAAAGCAAACCUCCUCUCGCAAGAAAAAGAUCUUUUGCUCUGUUAUAGCAGUUGUUGUGGUCAUCAUACUCAUUCUAGUUUUGAUUUUUCUUGUGCCUUAAUUAAAACGCAUUUUGAGAUUAAAUAUAAAAAGCUUUAAAUUUAUUAAACUAAUUUUUCUUCCUUGAUUUCAACCUUAGGCAAGUAUCUCUCUUCAGCCUCUUUGAGCUCUUCGUCGCCUUGCAGUCGGAAAACUUCUUUUACUGGAACAACCUAUUUAAAUAAUAUAAUGUAGACAAGAAGUAACAAAAAUUCAAAAAUACUUCAUUCUCAACAUUAAUAAGUGACUGUUGCUCAAAUAUUUUGGCACUUGUCUCCUGCAUUGCUCUCGUCGCCGCUCGCAUGUUGUGGUUGGCCCAAAUCACAGUGGACACUCCAACGUGCUUGAAUUUCUCAGUCGGCACUUUGUAGUACUUGGUAGGGACAAUAACCACUGGUGCCUUUUAAACAUGAUUUCCAAUUAUUUUCUUAAUUAUUAAUUUUCUAUACUUUAUUGUUCCAAUGCCUCAUAAACGCCUCAAUAUCGGCCAGAUCGCUCCUUUUGCUGUGCACUAGAAUGGCGUCAGCGCCUGCUGUGACACAAAAUUCUGCCCUCCGAAGGGCCUGUUCCAGACCCCAACCGGCGAUAAAGGCUUCCAUUCUUGCCACCACGCAAAAAUCAGGAUCAGUUUGAUGAUCUUUACAUGCCUAAACAAGUUCUUUAUGAUAUUGAAUAAAUUCAAAUUGUUUCAAAAAAUUAGUGACUUAUUAU